AUGUCUGAUACAUUAAGUAGCAAACUAGACGAUGUCGAUGCGGAUGUUUUGCGCGGCGCGUAUGAGCCCGUAGCGAUUAUCGGAGAGGGAACUUAUGGUGUUGUCUUCCGUGCACGUGGGGUUGCGAGCGGGGCCGAGUUUGCGAUAAAGAAACUAAGAAGUGACAAGCUGAAGGAAGGCGUUCCUGCAACAACACUUCGAGAAGUGACGCUGCUGCACGAAAUGAGUGACAAUCCAAAUGUGGUGCGACUGCUCGAUGUUCUGUGCUCCAAGCGUCGUGUUUAUUUGGUGUUUGAGUUGCUUAACGAAGAUCUGAGGUCUUUUAUUCGCCGCAACUAUCCGCAACCACCCGCUACUGCCAGUAGCUCUGUUGUACCUUUGAGACUCGUGAAAAAUUUUACCUGUCAAAUGCUUCACGCCUUGUGGAGGUGCCACCAGAAUCGAAUCAUUCACAGGGACCUUAAACCUGCAAAUGUGCUUCUCGGGGUAAAGAAGUCAACGAGGAAUGACGGCGAGGAUUCGUACAUUUUGAAACUGGCGGACUUUGGGCUUGCGCGUACUUAUGAGAUGACAUUGUUGACGUAUACGAAAGAAGUAAUGACGUUGUGGUAUCGUGCACCAGAGAUUUUGCUUGGGGAGCGGCACUACACGCCAGCCGCAGAUGUGUGGUCGGUUGGUUGCAUUGUGUUGGAGAUGAUUGUUGGUUGUCCUGUUUUUAGAGGUGAGUCCAACCGGGACCAGUUAGAUAGGAUCUUCUACACUGUGGGAACACCGACGGAAGAGACAUGGGCUGGCGUAGCAAUGAUGCCAGGAUAUGACAAGGCAACGAAAAUAUAUAAGGUGGCGCCUCUCCAUGAGCGAUUGCCGACAUUCGAUAAGGAGGCAGUACAGUUUGUUGCAUUUCUUUUGCAAGUCAAUCCAAAAAGCCGUCCCACUAUUCCUACAAUUCUUCAACAUCCUUUUCUGCAAGGUGACUAG
Molecule: messenger RNA, 978 nt
Organism: Trypanosoma brucei brucei TREU927
Lineage: Eukaryota; Euglenozoa; Kinetoplastea; Trypanosomatida; Trypanosomatidae
Product: cell-division control protein 2 homolog 6, putative
Exons: 1
Coding region: 1-978 (325 amino acids)
Biological process (GO): regulation of G2/M transition of mitotic cell cycle; G1/S transition of mitotic cell cycle; protein phosphorylation
Cellular component (GO): cytoplasm; nucleus; cyclin-dependent protein kinase holoenzyme complex
Molecular function (GO): cyclin binding; ATP binding; cyclin-dependent protein serine/threonine kinase activity
Source: RefSeq, a predicted model, not a curated record